UCCCGAUCUGAGCCCGCGUCGCGUCAGGUCAUUUUGCGCGCUGUGUGCUUCGAACGUGCGUUCUCCUCUCGAUAGCGCUUUCGUUGCUAUCCGUCAUGUAGGACGGAAGUCAUUGUGCUCUGAUUUGGAAAGUGACCUCCGAAAAACAAACGUAGUACUGUGACGAGACUCCGUGUUUGACGUUUUUGCGUAGGCGACGAACGUUUGGGCGGACGGUGUGGAGUGUGAUUGAGACACGUUUCGAGUGAGUCUCUGUGAAAGACGUCGUGCGCAGAGUAUGGCCGGUGUGAUGUCUCGGUUGCCGCUGGCGAUUCUCUGGCCUCUGUUGCUGCUCAACUGUCCCGUUGGGAACCGGGCCAAUCUCGCGAAACCCGGAGGUCUCCAACCUGAACCUGAGUUUGCAGAACCCAUCCAGAACAUCACAGUCCCUGCUGGACGCAAAGUGACACUUGCCUGCGUAGUGGACAACCUCAACAAUUAUCGGGUGGCGUGGAUGUUUGUGGAGAAAUUCACACUGCUGACGCUGGCAAAAAGCGUUAUCACGCACAACUCGAGGUUCAAGGUGACGCACAACGGUCACCGGACGUGGCACCUUCACAUACAUGACGUGCAGGAGCGGGACCGAGGGGCCUACAUGUGCCAGAUCAAUACUUCACCGAUGAAGUCGCAGAUCGGAUUCCUCAACGUCGUCGUUCCUCCUAAGAUAGACGAAGAGAAAACGAGCUCGGACACGGAAGUUCGCGAAGGCAGCGACGUCAACCUGCGAUGUGUGGCCAAAGGAACUCCUGUCCCUGAAAUCACCUGGAGACGAGAAGAUGACCAGGAUAUCACGUUCGGACGAGAGAAAGUGUCAUCCGUAAAAGGUCCAUGGCUCAACAUAAGCAAGGUGUCGCGCCUGCACAUGAGCGCCUACCUCUGCAUCGCUGCCAACGGUGUCCUGCCCUCUGUGAGCAAGCGAAUCGUACUGGAAGUCAGCUUUCCGCCCAUGAUCUGGAUUCCCAAUCAGCUUGUCGGUGCCAGCGUAGAAGCCGAUGUGGUAUUGGACUGCAACUUGGAAUCCCACCCCAAGUCGGUAACCUACUGGACACGCAACAAAGACACAAUCUUGCAUCAGAACUCAAAGUAUUCGGUGAAGACCGUGCCCACGGGAAUGUACAAAGUCCAACUGCAACUCGUCAUUCGAAGAUUGAAGCCGGACGACUUCGGCGAGUACAACUGCGUCGCCAAGAAUUCACUCGGCGAGACCGAAGGCACCAUCAAGUUGUAUGAGAUCCCGGCGAGUUCGUCUUCCACGUCACAUUCUCCAGAGGCGUUUCGAGCAAAGUCGGAGAAACUAAGGAACGGACACCUGAGGAACACUUUACCCAGGCCCGAAGACAGAGAUCCAACAACACGGCCAGAAGAAGUAUCUGAAGUGUCCGGGUCUCACGGUCAGAGGCCUCCUUACACUCCAGCAGUUAUCAAACUGGACGAAGCGCACACGAGUCGCAGCAGCGGUACUACAUCACUGACUGCCCUAUCUUACUACUUACUAAUUGCCGCAGCAUCCCAAGUGAUACUAACCUUCCUCUCGACGUGACCUGCGACGCGCGCAACACUGGGAACGCAACAUCGAGUGAACUGACUGUGGUAGUGGCGAUAAUUGUGACAGUUGUGACUGCGUGUGCUCUGCGCCCUCGGACACUUCAGCACCAGAUGACCUUGUGAGGUGUGCGACGUCAAGACUUCUUCACGAACUCUCGUGCAGACGAAAGGAAAGAAAAAAUAUGUCCAUGUCUGCUUUAAUUUCACACUAAUGACGAUAAACUUGCUCAAAGAAAGUGCAACGUGACAGUGCGAAGCACGGUAUUUGGUUUGCAAACGUUUGGGCCGUUUAAUUUAAGGCGCACCAACCUUCGAGGAAUGCUUACUGACUAAUGGGCGUGCGGUUGGUCAAAUUGUACCUUCUGUCGCGUUUAUCUUAAAAGCGAAGAGAUACUUAGUGGUCACACAAUUGAUGUUACAAUCGAAUAUCCAUCGCUAUUUUUACAUGGAUUUUAAUGGGUUUAUUAUGUCACGAAAGACCUUCCGGACACCAAAACCUACACAUGGCCGCCUCACGCUACCUGAAAACAGUGUUUGCAGUAAGAGCACGUCCAGAGGUACUGAUUAAUGUGAACCGGUAACUUUUUUUUUCGUUGACGAGAAUACUUGCUUCCGUUUCGAAACUUAUGACACUGAGUUUGCUUGCGGAAGCAGUUAUAUUUUUUUAUAACAUGCAUUGUGGACUUGUUCUUUUCAGUAUAAAACGAGAAUACACAUCUAUGCUAUGGAAAUCUUGUAUUCGGAACCUUAUAUGAAUCUUUUUGCACAUAAUGGUCAGAAUACGAAACGUAACUUUUAAGAGAACAAAAAUCUGACUCAGCAUGAAGCCACACUCUCAUUGGUUUACGCUUGUAGUCUUGUUCAGGGAAUCAUGCUCUUCCUCUUUGGAUCCUGAUCGGGAGCACACCUAGUAUCUGAACUCGCUGUCUUACAAGCACGACACUGAGUCGCACCGCAUUUCUAGUCGAGUUGGUGCGUAGAAAAUGAUGUCACAAUUUAGAGGUACACGUGAUGAACAAGUUGGAACGCGUUCUUACGUCACUGAAAAAGUAAUCUUAACCUAGAAAUGCUUAUUGCUUACUGGCACUGUGAUUCGAGUGCCUGCUAAAUAACAAGUCACUUUGCUUUGGUGUCUCUGCUAUCACAACAAGAGACCGUCCCGUAUUAGUAAGUUUGAACCGCUGAGUAUUCACAGGUGUUUCCAUACUACCGAGACAUUACGUCAAAUGAUGAUAUGCCGCAGUGGCAUUGGUGUGAACUGCUGUAAUUCGCUACUCAGCACAUAGUACUCAAAUAGACAGCAUAUUUUUAACAUAUUUAUGGAAAUGCGCAUGGGAAGAUAUACUUCAUUAAACCAAGCGUAAUCAAUACCGUAGUGACUUCUGGUGGCAAAAAAAUCUUAAGGCUCACGUAAUAGUUAUAAAAAUAGUUCAGAGUAGACUUCCUUGAGACUGAGAUACAUAUUAAAUUCGUGCGCCGAUAUGAAAUAAUGUGUAUAAUUUUACGAACUGUAUUAUGGGUAAUUAUAGAGCCACACACGCACUUGACUGUGUUGUCUGACACCCACAAAAGCUGUUUUAUUUCUGUGAAGGUAAAAAACCUGACUGCUACAAGCAUAUUCACGUAGUUUCGUUUGUACAUUGCAUUUUCUACCCUCACCCAUUUCCUUGUGAAUCGCUCCGAAAUCGUUCUGUUCUCGAGGUUUUUAGAGCUUUUCUAAGGGUUACACGAGACUAUUACAGAUUACAGUGCCAAAUAAUAGACGUCGCGCGUAAACACAUAGAGGCAGACUGAACUCAAGCUCUCUUGGCCCAACAGAACAUUCUUAUAAAGAAACUUAGUCUGCAAACUCAAUAUGUGUCCCCGCAGACCUUUUGUCCUUUUGAUCAAACCGUCGCUUUGUGCGAUGUCCUCUUCUCUGUAUAACGUUGCCCAUUGCGUCAUGUUGAACCCUUUGCGUGCUGGUACACAUAAAAUUUCAUUCGCUGUACUGAUUCGGCUGUUUAUUGUUUAUUGAAAUCUGCUCCGGAACGACGAAGGCUUGAGACGGGCAUGCUUUUACAGAGGAGCUUACAUCACGUUAAAUGUCGUACCUCGGAGAAAACGACUUCAGUUGGAUUCACACAUCCGUUGCCGGAGACCCGUUGCGGCGUUCGCGAGGCGUUUUUCAGCCGCAUUUCGAGGGGAUGGUAGUCGUGUAGGUGGAUAAGAUGUACGCCGAGACGCCAAGACGUACACCGCCACCGCCUUAUUGAAAAUCGGCUGGGAGGCGUCUCGGACGUCGCAGCAACGCCUCAAUGAACGCACGUGUGAAUCCAGAUUUAUAGGGUUAUUGACUGCUGCGUCAAUGCUGCCCUUUGCUGUUCUGUCCAUGGCCGCGCUUUUCUAAUGCUUGAUUACUCUGUCCAGCCCGAAGUAACGAUAGCUAAGAAUGGCAUCAGUCGGCAUGCCAAUGCGACUCAAUACUGACUUGCUGCCUUUGCCAGUGUAAAUACAGCGAAACUGUACUAGAGUGAACAAGUGCGACUGCAGAGCCACAGCGGGCGAUGCAAGCGUUACAAACUGUAGCGAACAAUAUCGAACAUAUGAUUACCGUCUAGAAGGAAUCUUAUAGCGUCUCUCUAGAAUCCAUGCCGUUUCACCAGCACUGAAAAGCGUGGACUGUUCUGUAGGUGCCAAUGUUUCUGGCACUGUCAUACUCUUGCAUAUUAUGUAUACUGAUCAUCAUUUUCAAGAUGUGCAUACUUAAUGGGUAAGUCUUUCUGCUGCGAGUGUUAUAAAGAACGCGCACAUUGCAUCCUUGAAUCAAGUGCCAAACAUGUGUCAUAUGAGAGAAUAAAAGCUUCAUCUUUUAUGCA
Ornithodoros turicata is the source of this 4442-nucleotide messenger RNA. RefSeq names its product lachesin-like. Gene Ontology annotation, cellular component: neuron projection. NCBI's taxonomy places the organism in Eukaryota, Metazoa, Arthropoda, Arachnida, Ixodida, Argasidae. Bases 278 to 1579 code for a protein of 433 amino acids. The transcript has 9 exons. The record is from RefSeq and is a predicted model, not a curated record.